Molecule: messenger RNA, 1989 nt
Organism: Blepharisma stoltei
Lineage: Eukaryota; Ciliophora; Heterotrichea; Heterotrichida; Blepharismidae
Source: the annotation of a GenBank genome assembly
AUGUCUGCAACUACUUUUGACAACGCUCCAUCUUGGGGAUCAACAGCAACAACUACUGCAGCUGGGUGGGGAGAUGGGACCUCCAAACCUUCUGACCCUGAAGCUGUGCCUGAGAACAAAGAAAACCAAGACCCCAAUGCUAAACCUCAACUUCCUCCUCUUAACUAUGACACACUAGGUGAAAAGCUUCAGCCAAUCGACUGGGAUUCAGAAACUCUGGUUCCCAUCAUUUCGAAAACUUUUGAAUUAACUCUUUCACAAGAAGAAGUCACUAACUUCUUUGCACAGAAUACUUCAAUUGUCAAAGGCACUGAAGUAAAGCCAAUGCUGUCGUUCACUGAACUAGGAUUUCCUGAAGCAGUGACUGCACAAUUUUAGGGAUUGAUUCAAAUCAAAACUUGGCAGAUGGAGGAGAGAGGUGCCAAUGCCCAGUGCAGUACUGAAGGUGGCUGCAGCAGAUGCUGCCUAGUAUUGGACGUUAAACGUGCUAUAAUAAAUAAGAUAAGACUGCUCAAUUUGAAGCUUGCAAAUUUGCAAAACCAACUUCAGUUCAGUCUUUAAUGUGGCCCACUGCACUUAGUGGAAAAGAUAUUAUUGGAAUUGCUUGCACUGGGAGUGGGAAAACACUUAGCUAUAGCGCUUUCUCUUAGAUUGUCUAGUAGGAAAUUCAAGCUAUUUUCACAGCUCGCAAUCCUUGGUAAAUCAUCAUAUAUUCUUCCAGCUUUAUUGCAUAUCACAGCCCAACAGCCUAUUCAGCCUGGCCAAGGUCCAAUAGUCCUCAUUUUAGCACCAACCCGUGAACUUGCCAAACAAAUAAUUUUCGAAACAAACCGCUUUGGCAAAUCUCUUGAAAUUCGCAGCGUAUGCCUUUAUGGUGGCAACGGAAGACAGUUCCAAAUGAAAGACUUAGAAGCACUUCCUCAGCUUGUAGUAGCAACUCCUGGAAGACUCCUUGACUUUCUCGAAUGUGGCGCUAUAAACCUUAAACGAACAAGUCUUAUCGUGGUUGAUGAAGGUGACAGGAUGCUCGACAUGGGCUUUGCUCCACAGCUGAGGAAAAUCUUAAGCCAAGCGCGGCCGGAUCGCCAAACAAUUACUUGCAGUGCAACCUGGCCAAGCACACUUGAAGAGCUUUCCAAAGAAUUCAUGAAAGACCCAGUUGAGAUCCACAUCGGCAAAGAAGGCGGAGUCACUGCAAACCACAACAUAACCCAAGUCAUCAAUGUCGUCGACUCAGAAGAAAAAAUUGAGAAGCUUAUAGAAGUCAUCAAGCCUUUAGCAGAAAAAAGAAUCCUCAUAUUUGUUGACACAAAGGCUGAAUGCGACACUCUGGCAGCUGAGCUAACUGCAAAAGAAGUCAAAGUUGCCACGCUUCAUGGUGAUAAAUCAAUGAAAGAUAGGAUGACUGCACUACUUGAUUUCAGGGCUGGGAGGAACUUUGUGGUCAUUUCGACUGAUUUGGCAAGCAGAGGCCUUGAUGUGAAAGAUUUGGACUAUGUCAUUUGCUAUGAUUUUCCUAAAAGAAUUGAAGACUAUGUGCAUAGGAUUGGAAGAACUGCAAGAGGCAUGAAUAAAGGAACUGCUAUUUCGUUCUUUACAAAAGAUAACGCUAAGUCGGCACAGCAGCUAAUUCAAGUUUUAGAAGAAGCCCAACAAAACGUUCCCAGAGAACUUAGAAGAUUGGCAAGAAAGCCGAAAGGAGAAGGAGAGCAGGCAGAAGAAGGCCAAGAAGGGGAAGAAAAGCCAAAAGGAAGAGGAUGCUUCAAGUGUGGAGAAAAUGGACAUAUGUCUAAAGAAUGCCCAAAUCCUAAAAAGGAUAAUGGAGGAAACAAAGGAUGCUUUAAGUGUGGGCAAGAAGGUCAUAUGUCAAGAGAAUGUCCAAAUCCAGGCGAAAAUAGAGGAAGAGGCAGAAGAAGAGAAAACGGAGACAACGAAGGAAAUAAUGAAAAAAUAAGUUUUGAUAGGUCAAGAAGUCCAAGGUGUAAUUAA